CGAUCUGUGGUCUAGGAAAUUGACACUGGGUGGUCUAACCUUGUUUAUUUUCUUCUGGUAAAUUCCAGUUUAAAACUUAUUCGUUUAUAAAAAAUAAACUUCGGCACGUCUGAAUCAGUCAAUCCAGUGUUUAAACUUAACGUGGUCAAUAUGCCAGGAAUUGAACGAAAACCAGAAGUUGCUGGGGCCCUUGUGCCUGUUCCAACACCAAAUGGAGUCCAGCCUAGACAACCUACCAAUCUGCAAGGUCUGCUUAAGUUUUGCAUGGAAGCAACGCGAUCGGAAGAUGCCCCCAAUGACACUCAACUUCUUCCCAUGGAUGAAGAGAGAAGGAAAUGGUUGGAAAGUGCUCUGAAAUCCAUGACUGUUGAUGUGAUUGAUCUACUGAGGAAGCAAAUUGAGAUUCUUCAAAAUGUUGACAAAAUCCAACCUACGGAUGAUAUUUCUCAGUAUGAGAGUGCGGUGGAAACGAUUUUGGACUAUGUUGAUGAUAUUGAUACAGCAUGCGACUUUCACAAAAUUGGUGGCUUCUUGGUGUUAUAUCCGUGUUUAAAAUCCAAUUACACUAAGCUGAGAGCGGCAGGUUGUGAACUGUUAGCUGUUUUAUGCCAGCACAAUCCUUAUUGUCAGCAAGUUGUCCUGGAUAAUGAAUUUGUGCCCAAAUUGCUAAAGAUGAUUGAAGACGAUGAAGAUGUCCAUGUGGCUGUUAAAGCUUUGUACGCUCUCAGUGCGAUUAUUCGGCAUAGCGAAGAAGGGUUUGGGCAAUUUAUUCAUUACAAUGGCCCAAUGAUUCUCCUGAAGGCCCUGGAUCGGGGUGAUGAUAAACUGAACACCAAGGCGACAUUUCUUCUGACGAAUCUCUGCGAUUCACAACCGGAUUUCAAAAGUCGCUUGGUUUUUCUGGAUUAUGUCCCAAAAUUGAUUAAUCUGAUAUCCAAAGAACGACAGCCUAGUCAUGAGUAUGUUUUAACGUUACUGGACUCGCUAGUUGAAGCAAAUGCAACCGCGUUAACUGAAUGCAAACAUCCAAGGCAUCAUUUUGAAGACGUCCUGCGGAAUUAUCUCCGCUACUGUGAAGAUAACAUCGAAGAUUGUGCGAAAGAAGCUCAGAUUUGCACCCGGUUAUUACAUUCGGUGUUUGAAGUAGGUAAUUAAUAUAUUUUUGCUGUUAAGUUUGUACAGUUUAUCUAGGUUUACUGUUUAGUUCUAAGAGUGUUAACCAAAUUAACACAUUAAUGUAGGUUUUUACAUGAAGAACGUUUUUGGAUAAUAAUAAAUGCAAAUCUUCGCGGAUUUAAUUUGAAAUCCAGUCGAACUUCUUUUUUUUCGUAUUUUAUCUUCUGUGAAGAGUUGCAUCUUUUGGAGCUUCUAGGUCUUGAAGAUGAGCUCGACUUUGGCUAUUUGGCCGAUCGAUCUAACUGAUUCCGUAGUUACGGGGUAUUUUUCACGAUACGCUUUCUACCGCUGAAAGUCCGUCAUAUAACUUUUGAUGCACUCUGUAUACAAAACUUGUUCAGAAUAUUUUAGAAUCGAAUUGUACUACAGUGAUUUACUGGGUGUUUCAUAUGUUAAAUCUGCGAAAUUGUUUGUUUGUAUCAUGAUCGAGGACCUUCGUGGUGACACCCUGUAAAGGAGCAAGCAAGCUGAUUAUAAUUUUCUAAAUAUGUAUUAAUAUAGACAAUUAGAACUUG
Molecule: messenger RNA, 1691 nt
Organism: Dendroctonus ponderosae (mountain pine beetle)
Lineage: Eukaryota; Metazoa; Arthropoda; Insecta; Coleoptera; Curculionidae
Product: hsp70-binding protein 1
Exons: 7
Coding region: 151-1155 (334 amino acids)
Source: RefSeq, a predicted model, not a curated record